AAGCAUAGUGUGAGUGCGCGAACCGGUAAAUCAGCAAAAUUUGUUUGUUUGUUUGUGCGUAUACUCUAGAUAUAUGCAAGUCUAUACAACCCGUGUUUUCGUGCCCCUGUGUUUUACAUAAAUGCACCUAGUGCAUCCAACUAACCUGAAGCAGCUAUUGAUGUGGUGAGUAAAUCCAGACAUCGACGACCAACCAUGACUUCGCUGGGGAGCAGCAGUUCGUCAGCCACAGAAUACACUGUGCGAGUUCCCAAAAACACCAGCAAGAAGUACAACAUCAUGGCUUUCAAUGCAGGAGACAGAGUCAGCUGUUCAACAUGGACACAGGCUCGUAUGGAGCGAGACAUGAGCGCUCGGCGGAUAUAUGGUGAGGAAGAGACACAGGAUGGUGCAGCUGGCAGUGAGUUUGGAAAAAAGCAGCGUGAGGAAGCACGGCGAAAGAAGUUUGGUAUUGUGACACGUGAGUUCAAAGUGGAAGACCAGCCCUGGAUUCUCAAGGUCAAUGGCAAGGCCGGCAAGAGGUUCAAAGGUAUAAAGAAGGGCGGUGUUACAGAAAAUGCAUCCUACUACAUCUUUACACAGUGUCCUGAUGGAGCUUUUGAGGCUUUCCCUGUCCAUGGCUGGUACAACUUUACACCGCAGGCCAAGCACCGAACUCUCACUGCCGAGGAGGCUGAGGAGGAGUGGGGCAGGAGGAACAAGGUGGUGAAUCACUUCAGCAUCAUGCUUCAGAGGCGUCUUCGAGAGCAAGAGCGUGGUGAUGAUGACGAAGAUGAGGCAGAUAAAUCGGGGAAGAAGAAAAAGAAGGGGGGUAGAGGAGGCGACCUGCGCAUUCAUGACCUGGACGAUGACCUGGAGAUGAGCAGCGAUGACAGUGACAGCAGUGGGGGCGAAGAUGGAGAGAGCAAGACAAAAGCCAAGAAAGACACAGGAAAAGGAAAAGGAAAGAAGAAGAAGAAAAAAAAUAAUGAGAGCGAGGCCUUGGAAGACAGCGAUGACGGUGACUACGAGGGUCUAGAGGUGGAUUACAUGUCAGAUGAAAGCAGCUCAGAUGAAGAGCCAGAAAAGGGGAAGCCCAGCAAAGGAGAGGACCUCCCUAAAGGGAUUGAUGAGGCAUCUGAAAGUGAAGAAGAGAGUGAGGAGGAGAAACAGAAUGACGAGGAAGCAAAAGAAGAGGAAGAAGAGGAGGAAGGAAAGAAAACCCCGGUCCAAAUGGAGAAGAAGAAGAAAAAAGACAGCAGCGGAGAAUCGGACAGCUCUGACGACAGUGACAUCGAGGGAGAGACAGCUUCUGCUUUGUUCAUGAAGAAGCGAACUCCUCCUAAACGUGGAGGUGGGCGUGGCUCUGCAGGCAGCUCCAGGACUGGCAGUCGUCCUGGGACACCAUCCAUAGACUCUGCCACCACCUCCAAUACACUCCGUGCUGCUGCCAGCAAGCUAGAGCAAGGUAAGAGACAGACUCAGGGUCCAGCCACUGACUCACCAGCUGCCAAAAGGCUGAAGAUGGAGCCCAGCAGUCAGAGCCCUGUUCCCUCUGGGAAGAGCACACCUCAGCCUCCAUCAGGAAAGUCCACCCCCAGCUCCAGUGAUGUGCAGCUAACAGAGGAAGCGGUCCGGCGCUACCUGAUCCGUAAACCGAUGACCACCAAAGACCUGCUGAAGAAGUUCCAGACCAAGCGCACAGGUUUGAGCAGUGAGCAGACUGUCAACGUGCUGGCACAGAUCCUGAAGCGCCUCAAUCCAGAGCGCAAGAAUGUCAACGACAAAAUGCACUUCUACCUCACUGAGUAACCAAUGUAAGUGAGGGACAGAGUGACGGGGGUGGAGAAGGAUGGGAAGGAGAGGGAAGGACUUUAAACGAACCUCUUCAGCUGAAACAUUUUGGUGUUUUCCGAAACCAUGACCUCUGGAAGAGAGGUUGUGUGGGUCUUUUUAAUAAACAGCUUGUGUUGUGACAUACCAUGGGAUCAGAGUUUGAAACGGUCUUCACAGGUGGCAUUUAUCUUAUCAAAAAGUAUUUUGUUAGGCAUCUUGAAUUUGUUUUUCAUAGUCUCAAAUCUCACAUUAAACAGCAGAAACCGUGUUAAUGUUGACUGACAAACAGCUCAGUCUUUGUAUGAUUUCUCUCAAUGUGUUAACAGUUUAAAUUAGAACUUGGCGAAUGGAAAAAAAAAAAAAUUCUUAGGUAAAGUUUUUCUAAUAAAAUGUAAAAUGUG
Seriola dumerili (greater amberjack) is the source of this 2216-nucleotide messenger RNA. It is a transcript of the gene gtf2f1, whose product is annotated as general transcription factor IIF subunit 1. Gene Ontology annotation, molecular function: DNA binding; TFIIF-class transcription factor complex binding; RNA polymerase II general transcription initiation factor activity. The record is from RefSeq and is a predicted model, not a curated record. The transcript has 14 exons. NCBI's taxonomy places the organism in Eukaryota, Metazoa, Chordata, Actinopteri, Carangiformes, Carangidae. Gene Ontology annotation, cellular component: nucleus; transcription factor TFIIF complex. Gene Ontology annotation, biological process: transcription initiation at RNA polymerase II promoter; positive regulation of transcription elongation by RNA polymerase II. Bases 196 to 1791 code for a protein of 531 amino acids.